AAUAGGAGAGAGAGAGAGAGAGAGAGAGAGAGAGAGAGAGAGAGAGAGAGAGAGAGAGAGCGAAGGAGGGAGAAAAUAGCCGCGAAAGAGAGAGAAGAGAGUUGCGAAGCUUCACACUGCUUCUUCUUCGUUCGUCCUCGGCUGUUUCUAGGGUUUUAUUUCGACAACCCCUCUCCCCCGUCGACGUCUUCUUUCUCUUCCAAUUCCCUCUCGCCACUUCUCCUUCUCUAAACCCUAAUUUCGACUUCCAUAUUCCUUCUUCCUUACUCAAUUCCCUCCAACUCGUCUCUGAAUUCGAAACUCCGAGCAAAGUUUUUGCAGGACACACAAUGGGCGCGCUGGAGAGAUCACAAACCAACUCCAAUUCGAUGCAGCGUGUUAAGGUUUACCGUUUGAAUGAUGAUGGCAAGUGGGAUGACCAAGGAACAGGCCAUGUCACUGUUGACUACGUGGAGAGGUCAGAGGAGUUGGGGCUGUUUGUCAUUGACGAGGAAGACAAUGAGACAUUACUUCUGCAUCGUAUCAGCUCAGAUGAUAUCUACAGGAAGCAAGAAGAUACUAUUAUUUCAUGGAGAGAUCCAGAAUAUUCAACAGAGCUAGCACUUAGUUUUCAAGAGGCUACAGGAUGCUCUUUCAUUUGGGAUAAUAUAUGCAACGUACAAAGGAAUCUUCAAUUUAGUAAUCUUAGCAACGAGGCAUUUCAUAGUGUAAAUAGUGAGCUAAGGGAGCUUCCUGCCGUCGAGCUAUCUACACUUCCGCUGAUACUUAAGGUGUUGGCAGAUACUGUGGUUGAGAGUGGAAUUGCAGAUCAGAUGAAGUUGACAGAACUCUUAUUGAAUGAUCAAGAAUUUUUAAAAAAGCUGACGGACCUUUUCCGAGUAUGUGAAGAUUUGGAAAAUACCAAUGGUCUUCACACGAUAUUUAAAAUCGUUAGAGGAAUUGUUAUGCUCAACAGUCCGCAAAUCUUUGAUAAGCUAUUCUGUGAUGAGCUGAUUAUGGAUGUUAUUGGUUCACUUGAGUACGAUCCUGAGGUUCCACAUACUCGGCAAUUUCGUAAUUUCUUGAAAGAGCACGUGGUAUUUAAGGAGGCUAUUCCCAUUAAGGACCCCCAUGUUCUGUCUAAAAUACAUCAGACAUAUAGAGUUGGCUAUUUAAAGGAUGUUGUUUUGACACGAAUGUUGGAUGACUCCAUGGUUGCUAAUCUGAAUUCUAUAAUUCAUGCCAACAAUGCAGUGGUUGUUACUUCAUUGAAGGACGACAGUACCUUCAUUCAGGAAUUGUUGGCUAGGUUGAGAUCCUCCUCCACAUCUGAUAACUCUAAAAAAGACUUAGUUUAUUUUCUGCAUGAGUUUUGUUGCUCAAGCAAAAGCCUACAAAUGGUACAACAGCUUCGAUUGUUCAGGGAUCUUGUGAGUGAAGGUAUCUUUGAUAUCAUUACUGAUGUACUACAGAGUCAAGACAAAAAACUUGUCUUAACAGGGACAGAUAUCCUCAUUCUUUUCUUGAAUCAGGAUCCAACUCUUUUGCGUACUCAUGUUGUUCAACAGGAGGGAUCUCCACUCUUUGGACUGCUGGUUAAAGGUAUGGUAACAGAUUUCGGGGACAACAUGCACUGCCAGUUUCUUGAAAUUCUUCGCAAUCUAUUGGAUACUUAUGCAUUGCCUGGUGUCCAGAGAGAUACAAUUAUUGAGAUUUUCUAUGAGAAGCAUUUGGGCCAAUUAAUAGAUAUUAUAACAGCAUCAUGUCCUACAGAAGGUUUUCAAUCAGCCAAGAAAAUUGAAGGUGCUGGUGGAAGUCUUGGAGAUACAAAUAGCGUGAAGCCUGAGAUUUUGUCAAACAUAUGCGAAUUACUUUGCUUUUGUAUUCUCCAACACCCAUAUAGAAUAAAGUCUAAUUUUCUCCUAAAUAAUGUGAUAGAUAAAGUGGUGCUAUUAACACAACGGAGGGAAAAAUACUUGGUUGUUGCGGCAGUUCGAUUUAUUCGUACUGUUCUUUCACGCCAUGAUGAACAUCUGAUAAAUUAUUUUGUCAAGAACAGCACUCUCAAACCUAUCAUAGAUGCUUUUGUUGCUAACGGAAGUCGGUAUAAUCUGCUUAAUUCUGCUGUCUUAGAACUUCUCGAGUUUAUCAGGAAGGAAAAUUUGAAGUUAUUGGUUAGAUAUAUAAUUGAUUCCUUCUGGAAUCAGUUGUCCAAAUUUGAAAAUUUGUCUUCCAUUCAAGCUUUAAAAGUUAAAUAUGAGCAGUGCCUUGAAAAUUGUGAAAUGAAAGGCACUUUGAACACAUCAGAUCCUCGAAAAAGAAAUGAUGAGCGUGCUCCAGAGAAAGAAGAGGAAGACUAUUUCAAUGGGGACAGUGAUGAAGAGGAUACUGCAUCUGCAUCUGUUGCUCCCAAACAGAAUGUAGAGUCUCAUCCUGCUUUAUCUAAUGGCGUUGCUACAAAUUACCCACCAGCAAGUCUUAGGUCAGGUGGUUUAGUUGAUUAUGAUGAUGACGAGGAUGAUGAAGACUACAGACCCCCCCAGAGGAAACAACCUGACACUUCAGACGAAGACAAUGAAGUGAUGGAAGCACUCAGGCAUAAGCGGAAGUUGGCUUCUCAAGAGGAACCUGAGAUGGCCAAGAAGCAGCGACCAAUCAAGAAGUGCAAGCCAAAAGAUGGUGUAUUUGCUUCCUUAUGUACCACAUUAAGUCAGGCCGUCUUACCUGGUAAGAAGACGACAAACACUACUCAAACCAGUCUCUGCACGUCUUAUGAGAACAAAAGCUUAGGUGAAGAAAAUCACGAGACAAGUCCUGUUAUUUCUAGCAGCUCUUCUGAUAGUAGUAGCAGCAAUUCUGAUGAUGAAAGUUGCAGGGAAAAGGAAUCUAAAGCUUCUAUAAGGUACUCCGUCUCCAACAGUAGUGUCAUGCAUAUUACUUCAGAAAACCGUCAGUUAGGUGGGGACGACUAUCCAUUGAUACCGGCAAAAUCCUCACCCGAAAUGACUGUGAAUGGAUCUUUGAGUUAGUAUUAGCAUUAAUCUUCUAUCUUUGCCUGUCAAAUUAUUAUGAUUUUCAACUCAUGGAUGUGCUUGGUGGUGGGAAAUACAUGGCUCUGAGAUUCCACGAAAAGAGAUCAACGCACUCCUGUAAAGAAAGUAAAUCAACAGAAUGGAAAUAUAGUUGGUUUUGGGGAUUUCAGUUUCAGCCGAAGAUGAGGACGUCUUACUGUAUAGUGCGACUGAGUGGGGAAGAUUUCUUCUACUCUCAAUUUUACCUCUAGCAUUUUUACUCUGUAAAACAUUUGGCCGUAUUAAUUUUGCUGGUUAGCAUUAUCACCCUCCUCUCUCUCUGUCACAAUUUACUUUGCUCCCUCCCUCGGGGAUUACAGCGUGGUAUAAUUUAGUUCGAACCAGACUUUGAAAUGUUACAGAAAAGGGCAUAAAAUUUUGCCCUGUACAUUUGUCUUUUAGUUUAGGGGACUUAGUUCUGAAAGGUAGAGAUGAAUAUAUACAUAUAUAUAGUCGAUUGGAGUUCAAAUUCUAAAGAUGUAGAGAUGAAUCUCAUUUAUCCCAAGUGUAAAUUAAAUUUUAGUGGGUUCACUAGCUAA
Benincasa hispida (wax gourd) is the source of this 3589-nucleotide messenger RNA. RefSeq lists its product as uncharacterized. Lineage: Eukaryota; Viridiplantae; Streptophyta; Magnoliopsida; Cucurbitales; Cucurbitaceae. Gene Ontology annotation, cellular component: nucleoplasm; protein phosphatase 4 complex. Gene Ontology annotation, biological process: protein dephosphorylation. Gene Ontology annotation, molecular function: protein phosphatase activator activity. The record is from RefSeq and is a predicted model, not a curated record.